This is a messenger RNA of Ochlerotatus camptorhynchus, 872 nucleotides long. Its product is annotated as chymotrypsin-1-like. The annotation marks the transcript as partial. NCBI's taxonomy places the organism in Eukaryota, Metazoa, Arthropoda, Insecta, Diptera, Culicidae. The transcript is spliced from 3 exons. The record is from RefSeq and is a predicted model, not a curated record. Gene Ontology annotation, biological process: proteolysis. Gene Ontology annotation, molecular function: serine-type endopeptidase activity.
UGUUUUGCUUUCUAUCGAUAGAGGAAAAAAUUUACCUGCAACAACAUCGAAGGUUGCCGUAUAUUUUUGAACUUUUGCAGAAGUAUUCGUUAUGGCCUCCGACACCAUCGCUCGCGGAUCCAAUUCAGUAUAAUCCUGUAAAUGGACCGAGCCCUUUCAUUAUUGGAGGAGACACAACGACCAUAGAAUCGUAUCCUUAUCAGCUGUCGUUAAGGAAUGGCGGUGUUCAUAUAUGUGGUGCUUCGAUCAUUUCGGACAAGUGGUCCCUGUCGGCCGCUCAUUGUUUGGACGAUGGCAGUUCACCUUCGUGGAUAACGUUUCGUGGCGGUAGUCCUCAUAGGUUAGUGGGAGGCUAUAUUUUUCAUGCAGUGCGGUAUAUUCUCCAUGAACAGUUUGAUCCGCGGACGUUCAAUUGCGAUGUGGCAGUUAUCGAGAUUGCUGAGAACUUUUUCGUAGAUUUUCUGCAACCGAUUCCAUUGACUGAUGGCAAUAUUAAAGUGAGCUGCCCUAGUAACCUGGCAACGGUGAUUGGAUGGGGUACUGCUGCAUAUGAUUAUGUACCGUUGAUACUUCAAGAGCUGCAAGUGUUAAUUCAACCGGGCGAAGUGUGCAACAAAGUUUGGAUCGAACAAGUUACCUCAAACAUGUUGUGUGCCGGUGGCGUCAUCGGUCAGGAUACUUGCAACGGCGACAGCGGAGGACCGCUAAUAUGCGAUGGAUACCAGAUGGGAAUCGUGUCCUGGGGAUCCCAAACCUGCGCCAUUGCAAUGCCAGCAGUAUUUACGAACGUAUCCGAUCCGAAUAUACGUGACUUCAUACGGACACAAGCAGGUGUAUGAGGUGGUAGUAGCAUACCACCAUUAUCUCGACGA